AUGUUUGGGUCAAAAUGGUGGAUUUGGGCGGCGAUCGCAGUAUCGUCGCCGUCCCUUGCGGCCAAGGCACCUUGGGAUCUUGGUCAUGGCUUCAAUCUUGCCGUUGAUGAAAGCAUCAACCAUCUCUCUAUCGCGCGCUAUGGACGUACGAUCUGGGAGACCGUAGCUGGACAACCCUUUCUAAGUGCCAGCGCUGGUAAUGAUCAAGUCGUUGCUUCUAGCGGCAAUUUCAACAUCAUAGAAAUUGAUAGAAGCAAAUGCACUGGACAACGAAUUAGCCAAGUUACUCAACGUGCCAACGACAAUGCGGCCCUUGUGCGAGGCAUCUUGUCGGGUUGCGGAAAUGAGACAACGCGCUUCUCCCUUUCGCUGUGGGUUCCCGCAGAGCUGCCAGAUCGCGUCGCCUUCCAUAUCGACCUAAACGCUGGUUCUUCAAGCUCGGACGCGGCUACCAAGUUGUUUUUCACCUAUUCCUCGUCGCCAUCGGAGGACUUUUAUGGUCUUGGCGGCCAGGCAUCCUUUGCUUCUUUCAAAAAUCAGUCUGUGCCUGUCUUCUCGCGUGAACAAGGUGUCGGUCGGGGUGACCAGCCAACCACCCGUUUGGAGAACGAGGACAGCUACUUUGCCGGGGGCGACCACUUCACUACGUAUUCGGCUACUCCCCAAUACAUCACUUCGGAGUCCCGGGUCUUCCACCUCUCCCAAGAAAGCACGGCCUAUGCAAACUUCGAUUUCCGCAACCCUCGUGCGGUGACCGUGAGAUAUGAUGCUUUGAAGGUUGAUGGCUAUUUCAUGCAGGGGACUAGCAUGUUGGAUGGAAUUUCCAUGCUCACGAAAUAUACCGGAAAAAUGCCAGCGCUCCCACGGUGGGUCGAUACCGGCGCUGUUCUCGGAAUUCAAGGAGGCCAAGCGAAGGUCAACCGAAUCGUCAAGAGGGGACUCCAGCAAGACUGUCCCAUUGCAGCUGUAUGGCUACAGGACUGGUCCGGCACACAUUCCCAGAGCGCCUCGUACAUGACUCUCAACAUCUCACGGCUGUGGUGGAACUGGGAGUCUGAUUCCGAGUUGUAUCCCACUUGGAAACAGUUUGUGCAGGAUCUACGUGAUGACCACAAUGUUCGAACCUUAUCAUAUAUCAACCCGUUCUUGGCAAAUGUGAGCACUAAGCCCGAUGGUUAUCGCCGGAAUCUGUUUCUGGAGGCCACCAAAGGUGGUUAUAUGAUCCAGAAUUCCACCACGAACAGUACUUCCAUCGUGUCCAGCGGUCCCGGAAUUGAUGCCGGAAUUCUUGAUCUGACCAACCCCGCAACGCGUUCCUGGUUCCGGAAUGUUCUUGUUGAACAGGUCUUCAGUGCGAACGUGUCUGGCUACAUGGGUGACUUUGGCGAAUACACGCCCAUAUACGCAGACACUCGUUUCGCCAACAAAAGCGUGGAUCCAUUCUUCUAUCACAACGAGUACCCUCGAGACUGGGCCAAAUUGCACCACUCGCUCGGCGAGGUAGUUCCCACUUUCUCGGACGCGAUCAUUUUCCACCGUUCCUCCGCACUUGCUGCUAACCGGUACAUGAACCUGUACUGGGCCGGUGACCAGGACACCAACUGGGGUGUCAAUGAUGGAAUUAAGUCAGCUGUGACUGUCAUGGGCCACAUGGGUCUGUCCGGCUAUGCACAUGGCCAUGUGGAGAUUGGCGGAUACACAACUACAUGGGACAGUAAUGGCGUCGUCAACCGCACGGCCGAGCUGCUUGGUCGUUGGGGAGAGCUAUCCGCAGUGUCUAGCGCGGUCUUCCGGUCACACGAGGGAAAUGUUCCCCUGGUCAACGCGCAAUUCUACACCAACGCAUCAACGUAUGCUUACUACGCAUACAAUGCCCGUAUGUUCCGCAGCCUGGCGACCUAUCGCCGCAGAAUCCUCGAUACAGAAAGCAAGAAUUUGGGCUGGCCCUUGGUUCGAAUGCCGGUCAUUUACUACCCCGAUGACGCGAAAGCAAAGGCGAUCAGCUACGAGAGCUUUUUCCUGGGCUCUGACUUAUACGUUGCGCCUGUGCUUGACCCUGGCCGCAAGAGCGUCGAGGUCUAUUUCCCUGGCCAGAACCAGUCAUACACGCAUGUCUGGUCCGGGCGGAGAUACCAAGGUGGCCAGACAGCCCGUAUCUCUGCCCCGUAUGGUAAGCCUGCUGUGUUUGUCGUGGGCCAGCCGAAGCACAAUGACCUCGAGGGCUUCCUUGAAUUUGUUCACAAGGAAAACGCGACAACGAUUCAUGUUUGA
Molecule: messenger RNA, 2271 nt
Organism: Penicillium atrosanguineum
Lineage: Eukaryota; Fungi; Ascomycota; Eurotiomycetes; Eurotiales; Aspergillaceae
Exons: 3
Coding region: 1-2271 (756 amino acids)
Biological process (GO): carbohydrate metabolic process
Molecular function (GO): hydrolase activity, hydrolyzing O-glycosyl compounds
Source: RefSeq, a predicted model, not a curated record